AUGUCGCAGAGUUUGGAGCUGAACCAGCGUCACCACGUCAUGCACCUGCUGCCGGAGGUUGAGUGCGGUCCGGAGGCAUGGACCGUGUUGAAGGAGCUGCACGCCCCGACCUCUGUUGUUGCAACGUUGAUGCUGGAGAGGGAGCUGUCCGCGUUGCGCCUGAGCGAGGGAGAGCCGGUGCAACCUGUCCUGGACAAAUUGCGCGACCUCUACGCGAAGUUGGCGACCGCGGGAAUCACCUACUCGGAGCAGACCAAGUGUCUGAAGAUGCUCUCGCUACUGCCGGAAUCGUGGCUUCAAUUCACGAGCGGAUUGAGCCUGCCGCAGAACCAGAGCUCGUGGAGACUCGAGUGGAAUCGUCACCAGGAUGGCGGCGCGCGGAGGAACCAGAAAAACGGCGCGAGCAUAGUCGCCGAUUCGUCCGACAACAACCCGAAGAGCAACGGCAGUGCGGAAAAGAAGAAGGAGCGCACCGCGGGCCAGUUCUUCCAUAUUCGAGAACAGGGGGAGCAGGGGGAGCAAGAGAACGCCUCUGCCAAGGUUGGAGCAGAGCUGCACCCCCUGGAUUAUUGGGUGUUGGACAUAGGCGCUGCUUGGACGAUGACCUGCUGGACCACGUACGCGCUGCACCGAUCAACGAGGUGUGCUCCGCCUCUGGAAACGCGCUGA
Messenger RNA from Closterium sp. NIES-65, 669 nucleotides. The record is from the annotation of a GenBank genome assembly. Lineage: Eukaryota; Viridiplantae; Streptophyta; Zygnematophyceae; Desmidiales; Closteriaceae.